Molecule: messenger RNA, 741 nt
Organism: Hyalella azteca
Lineage: Eukaryota; Metazoa; Arthropoda; Malacostraca; Amphipoda; Hyalellidae
Exons: 6
Coding region: 1-741 (246 amino acids)
Source: RefSeq, a predicted model, not a curated record
AUGGGUGUCGAUGUGGCUGUGGUGGCUGCAAUGCUGCAGUAUGCGCAGCCACGGCGCCUGAGGGUGGAUGCGGGGGCGGAUGACCUGAGGGGGGCGCCGUGGGGUGACCUCGUCGAGGUGGCAGGACUCAUGGGGACCUAUGGACGGCCGGAGGUCGUCCUUGACCUGCGAUCCUUCAACACGACUGAGGAUUACAAUCAUCACGACGACAUCCUCCUGCCGCUGCACGACAGCGGGGUGAGGCUGGGGGAGUUCGUGGGCUGCGUGGGCACCGGCGCUGGGGUGGCCGCCCUCAGCACCGUGGCUCGCGACGCUGACCUCCGCAUCCACAUGGCGGCGCCCCUGGAGCUUAGCGCCCUCGAGGGCAAAUACAGAAGCCUUUGGGUGCACACGCGCCCCUUCCCGCCCCCCUUACCUGCCCCGCCCCCCUCCCCCACUUGGCCUCUGCCCUCGUGGCCCAAGCCGUUGCUGUCUGUAGAGGGCGCGGAUGAGGGGUCCUGGGAGGCGGUGGCCCACACCAUCACUUCCCUCGCCCCUCUUGGCCAAAGGACCGAAGGAACGUCUACAGCUGACCUGCGGCUGCUGCUGCAGGAUCUACAGGCUGCGGGCGUCAGGUCGGCCUGGGAGGGCGACACGCGGGCCGAGGGUAGACGUCUGCUGGAAGACAGCGAUGGCUCUCUCGAUUUCUUGAUCGAUUCCUCGUCCGAUGGCUCCUGGUACGAUGCCUCGUCCGAUGCAUGA